Messenger RNA from Suillus bovinus, 2946 nucleotides. RefSeq lists its product as uncharacterized. The coding region runs from base 1 to 2946 and encodes 981 amino acids. The record is from RefSeq and is a predicted model, not a curated record. The transcript is spliced from 9 exons. NCBI's taxonomy places the organism in Eukaryota, Fungi, Basidiomycota, Agaricomycetes, Boletales, Suillaceae.
AUGUCUACAACAUAUGCUUGUGAUCAUACAGGAUGCGGAAUGGGACCAUUUUUGACCUGCGACGCUGCGCGAAAGCACCGAUACCGGUACCACUCCGUCCCCAUACCCUUCAUGAUUAAUGAUCACGAGUAUAUUGUGAGGCAGUGCGAUGGGGGUUAUGCCUGCCCGUUCUCGGGGUGUAAUAUGAUUUUCAAAAAGCGUGAAAAUAUGCAGACACACGUCACCGAAGACCACAAUAGUUCAGCGAAAAUCAAGGUCUUUGAUACUCCUGAUUUCGUCAUGGCGUCCAAACAGGUUCUUGACCAGCACGGAGUUGUUUAUGAGGGGAUUGUUGUAGAAGGAGCCACAAAUAUUUCGUCCGACAUUUUAGUUCCGGAACUCUCGUCCUGUCAGGACGUUGCAAACAGAGAUGAUCCUCCUGAUGCGGACUGCAGGACCGUAUCUUUGUUGUCUUCAGUAGACUACUUGAGGUCCAAUGAAGUUCUAGAUGCGCUGGGCGUUUGCCUCCAUAGCCGUUUGAAAAUUCUCAUCUGCUACUCGUGCCGGGUCGCAUUGACCUCUGGGAUGAUAUCCGGACACAGGAAAAAUCGCCACAAGUCGUAUCGGGUACCUCCAGACGCUCUGCAGUCAUUCCUGGACUAUUGUUUAGAGGCCAAUGUUUAUGAGAAGCCAGAGCAUGUCAAACUACCAACUGCAGGAGGACCUCCUGUCCAGCAGAUUGCGGAUCCGAUCGAUGGUUUUGCAUGCACUGCAUCCUCCGACUGCGCAUAUGCCGUCAAGGAUUUAUUCACCAUGCAGCGCCAUGGACGAGAGACGCACGGAGCCACUGGCUUGAUGGAGAUCCAUCAUCGAUCUUGUCAGGUCCAACGUAUAUUUUCAAGUGUGGGCAACUCAUAUUUUGAGAUCGGGAAUAAUUUUGUUCCAUCUGCCAGACCAGAUGUCAGAUCCGCCCUGCAGGCCACUUUCAUACCUGCUGUUGAGCAUUCAUUGGUCGUUCCAGCCAAUACAGAACGAGAGAGGACUCCACUGAUGCGCUUCAUGGGUUGGGACAAGUUUCAGGUAGACCUCCGGAUGAAUCCAACCCAGAGACGGGCGGCGGAACAGAUUAAGAAAAAGCAUACCGACGAUGAAUUCGGUGGUAUUAUCACCUGUCUCUCCAAUGCUGUGCGAGACCACAUGGCGAGGGCAUCCAGCAUCUUGGAUGGUCAUCCUCACAGGUUGAGCCUGUCCAAACUCCUGGUGUAUGGUGAUUCCAUUCCGCGAGAAACGGACAGUCAUUGGAGGCCAGUGUCGGAUGAGAACAUAGAGUAUCCAAACUUUAUGAUUCAAUUCAUGAGGGCGAUCAUGCGCAUUCACCUCGGAUUCCCAUUCGAUUUUUCGUUCGAGCUGUCCGCCGUGCAGACCCUGUGUCUCGAGGAACUUGUGCUUGUCCUUCGCGACAAAAAUGCUACCCCACGAAAGAGGAUGAUCUUUUACCAUAAUUUUUCAUGGUCCCUAGUUGAUACGGAUCCGAGUCUUUGCUUGGGAGAGCGAUGGGCAAACCCAAUCAAACGAGCCAUCUGGCUCAGGGCGUUGCGCGCGGAUGGAAACUUCUGUGAAGCAUCCGUCCUUACACCAGAUCUCGCAAAGUUCAAAUAUCUUUGCAACAUUACCUCCCUCCUCGAGGCGCUGAUGGACAAGGACCAGGAUACCGAUUCUGUCCAUUCAGAUGACCACGACCGUGUCGCUCGUGUUCAUGAACGGGUGCUACGACUCGGUCGUACCACAACGUUUAACAUAGUGUAUGAGAUGCAGCAGUACGCUUCGUCUUUGGUAUUUAAUCAAACGAGAGAACCCAAUGUCUACGUCGAUCCUGAUGUUCAAUCCAUCACUAUAGGCAUCCACACCAUGCAGAUGGACAAGCUGAGAAGCGGAAUACAAAGGCUCCUCCAGGAGUCAAAGUCGCGCUAUUCUGCCCUCACUAAUGAUACUGUCGUAUUGAAAAUUGUCGAGCAGGUCAAGGACGAUCUCACCAACUCGACGCGCGGUUAUUCACUUGCAUCAGAAGCGCCUUUUUUCAAAAAUCGACACGCAUUGUUUUUCUACUUGGUAGAUCACUAUAACCUGGCAAUUAUCGACAAUGCAGGACGACUCGCAUGGAACAUUCCCGAAAUAAAGGAUCUUCUCAGACGCUCGUCGCGUGUCUGGGAACCUAUCUACCAUUUGCUCUAUAUAACAACUCACAUCUCAUGUCGCGGAACUCAGUUCAUCGACCACAAAAUCACAAAAAAAACCGGCAUCACCGAUCGAGACUCGUGUACCCCAGGUUUCGUUCCCAAGGACAUCGCAUUACUAGUCCUCAACAUGAUUGCAGGUGGUUUUCGCACAGCUGAAGCAAUUUUGGCUGGUGUUGCAUACGGUGCUGAUGCGGAACAUUUGUACAGAACGUACCUCUGUGUCGGUGAGGGCGAGAGGAUCAGUCCUAUACAGUUUUCCGCCAACAUUCAGCAGUGGAACCAUAAUUACUUCGACUGUAGAUGGGGAGUGAGAGAUUUUCGGCAAGGCGCCAUAACCAUUGGUCGCGAAUUCAUAGCUCCAGACGACUCUUAUGAUCAAGCAGACAAUAUCCUCGCUGAAUCUGCCGAUCACUCCACUGGUAUGGACCAUAGUCAUUACGCCGUCAUCCAAGGAGUCGUCCCUCGGUUGUCCAACAAUAGCAUGUGCAAGCAUAGAUGGCUUGGAGAUCAGUGGCAUAGCGUUCUUGGUCUAGGUCCCUUCCCGCCUCCAGAGGCAAUAAGGAUCAGCCGCAAGAAUAAGUCCGAUGGGACAACGCUCAGGUCCAUAGCGGACAUCGUCAGGAAGACCACGCAAGACACAAUCAAAGAAUUUUUGGAUGCGCACCACGCUAAAAUAUUGAAGGAUGCAGUUACUCUACCGCAGUACUCCAACACAGAAAGGAGGCUAUAG